AUGGAGAGACAAAGGAGUUUCUCUGUCAAGUCUACAAGAAUCUUAGCUUUGAUUAUCGCAACGAUUUCUUCCGCCAUUGUUUUCUUCUCUAUUUCCUUAAUCAAAUCCAACUCUUCUUCGAUUUACUCAACAUCAGAAUCGAACUUCCAGAUCGAUUUAAGCCCUAUUGCAUCCAUUUCCGAGACUAGUCACAACAACAAUCUCCAUAUCUCCAUCUCCGAUUCUUCAGUUUCUCCUCGAGCAAGUCCGAUUCUGAACUCGACCCAUUUUAACCCACCCGAAAACACUUCCGGGUCCGAGAAAAUUCCGGGUUUUGAGCAGAAGAUUCGCGGCGGAGAAGAUAAGGUAAGUGCUGAUUUGACUUCGAUUAAAGUGAUUGAGCUUCGGAGUAACAACAGUGGUGAAGAGAAGAAGAACAAGAGGAUUGAAGAGUGUGAUGUUACGAAAGGGAAAUGGGUUUACGACAGUGACUAUCCAUUGUAUACAAAUUCGUCUUGUCCGUUUAUAGAUGAAGGAUUUGGUUGUCAAAGUAAUGGAAGAUUGGAUCUUGAUUACUUGAAAUGGAGAUGGGAACCUCAAGAUUGUGAUGCUCCAAGGUUCAAUGCUACAAAAAUGUUGGAAAUGAUAAGAGGGAAGAGGCUAGUGUUUGUUGGAGAUUCAAUUAACAGAAACCAAUGGGAAUCUAUGCUUUGUAUAUUGUUUCAAGCUGUUAAAGAUCCCAAGAAAGUAUACGAAACGCACAACCGGAGAAUCACUAAAGAGAAAGGGAAUUAUAGCUUUCGUUUCGCGGAUUACAAAUGCACUGUGGAGUUUUAUGUUACUCAUUUCUUGGUUCGUGAGGGUAAAGCAAGAAUUGGAAAGAAGCGAAAAGAAACACUUAGAAUCGAUGCUAUGGAUCGAACCUCUUCGAGAUGGAAAGGUGCUAAUAUCUUAGUGUUUAAUACAGCACAUUGGUGGUCUCAUUACAAGACCAAAUCCGGGAUAAACUAUUACCAAGAAGGAGACCAGAUUUAUCCAAAGCUCGAUGUAUCAACCGCUUUCAAGAAAGCUCUGCAAACUUGGUCAUCAUGGGUCGACAAAAACAUUGAUCCAAAGAAAACCCGAGUUUUCUUUAGAAGCGCCGCGCCUUCUCAUUUCAGUGGAGGAGAAUGGAACUCAGGAGGCCAUUGCAGAGAAGCCAACAAGCUGUUGAACCAAACCUUCAAACCGAGUUACUCGGGCAAAAACAUUAUUGUUGAGGAAGUGCUAAAGCAGAUGAAAACACUGGUAACUCUCUUGAACGUUAGCGGUUUAUCUCAGUACAGAAUCGACGCUCACCCUUCUAUCUACGGAACAAAACCCGAAAACCGGCGUUCGAAAGCGGUUCAAGAUUGCAGUCACUGGUGUCUCCCUGGUGUUCCUGAUACUUGGAACCAUUUCCUUUACCUCCAUUUGCUCCAUAAACGAUAA
Molecule: messenger RNA, 1449 nt
Organism: Arabis nemorensis
Lineage: Eukaryota; Viridiplantae; Streptophyta; Magnoliopsida; Brassicales; Brassicaceae
Source: the annotation of a GenBank genome assembly